AAUCGAAGGCCCAACUUGUCAGACCGAGGGUUUAAGCAUUUCUUCUUUCACCAUUUCUCAGCUCUCUGUGUGUUUCAUGGUGAGGGUUUUAAAACCUCACCACACUAGUCUCUCUCUCUCUCUCUCUCUCUCUACAAUGGCACAGACCACUCUUCUGUCUCUCCUCCUCCGACGCCUCUCCUCUCAAAACCCUAACCUCUUCAAAACCACUCGACCUCUCUUUCUCUCUCAUCUUCUCCUCACACCCAAACCCUUCUCUUCUCUCUCCUCUCCCCCAAACCCCUCUGACCCCGAACCCACCUCUCUCUCAGCCCGCAUGAGCUUCGUCUUCGACCAAAUCGACGCCAUCGAGAGAGAACGCUCUCAGAAAGACGACACUCUUCAGCGAAUUCGCGCUUGGCGCGAGUCCAAGAAGAACAAAAUCCACGAACAUAGCAACCACAAUCUAGGAUUUGGUGUCACUGAAUUGAGGCCUUUUGAGCCUAGCUCCGCGGAGACGGAGGUGAAGGAGGAGGAGAGAGGUGGCUUGUUGAGUAGGGAGGUGGAGUUGGUGCAUCCAUGGCCUGAGUGGAUUGAAUUGAUGGAGAGGUUGGUGCAGCAGAACUAUUUUGAUCAUAGGAGGAAGGAUGAGGAGAAGAUGGUGGAGGAUUUGGGGUUUCAAAUGUCGGAUGUUGCGGAGGAAGGGAUCGAUUUCACGAGGGAUUGGAAGACUGUUCAGACCGCUUGUCUCAAUUUCGGGCGUGAUCGGUUCGAUAUCUUGAGGUCAUUGUCGAGACAAGAUAUUCAAAUUUUGGUUGGCUAUGGGUGCCCUAGUGCGGAUAAGAAGGUGGUUUUUUCUGCGAAGUUACUGAGGAAACAUGUCCACCUUGAUGAGGGAGAUGUUUGUAGUUCCUGCAGUUUGAGGAACUCCUGCGAAAGAGCAUAUCUUGUAACCAAUAAAGAAGACGAGGCACGGACUAUUGACGUUAUGCGUGUCCUAUUGACAUAUGGCUUUGAUCCUGUAAAAGGAUCGGUUGUCAAUGAGCCCCUUCUGAAAAUAAAAUCAGUGAAGACUGUCAUCCGCAAACUACUGCAUGAGGUUGUCAAGUUGAGUGCAGUUCCAAUAGAUCCAAAUCUUCCUCCUCCUGUAAUAAUAAAGCCUCCACCAAAAGUGAAGCAGCCUCCUCCUCCUCCAAAGAAACGAGUUGGACGUGAUGACAUUGAGAUGAAAAAAGGGGAUUGGCUGUGUCCUAAGUGUGACUUCAUGAAUUUUGCAAAGAAUACAGUGUGCCUGCAGUGUGAUGCCAGGCGUCCCAAGAGACAACUGCUUCCAGGAGAAUGGGAAUGCCCUCAGUGCAAUUUCUUGAAUUAUAGGAGGAAUAUGGUAUGUUUUCACUGUGAACACAAUCGUCCCCUGGAUGAAUUUACAGAGAAUCAAAUGCAAGACAGGCAACGUGGUCCUAAGACGAGGUUGGAGAAGGUUCCCAACAGGGCAGAUGUUUCUAAUGCAUGGAAUUUCGAUUUUGAUGACGAUGAAUCUGAUGGGGCAGACGUUGCUGCUUUUGAGCAUGCAGAUUCUCAGAAGCUGAAUGAAGAUUUUCCUCCACAUAGUCGUGCUCAUGGAGAAAACUUUAGGGGGGCUGACGAUGAUUCCUUUAUGGCCAGAAGAACUCCAAAGACACAUGAAAGAGAAUACUCCAAUCCUGCACAUCAGAAACCUGGGACAGGAUUUGAUGAUUUUGAAGAUGAAGAUGAUGAUGUCGACAGUUAUGAGCUGGACGCGCAGAACAACAAUCAAGUUCCAAGGAGAUCUUCAAUUGAUUUCUCCGAGGUCGAAGGUGACUCUGAAUCUGAAGAUGUUGAUGGCUUUGAUAUGGAUCAUAGGUUGCACAAUAAGUCGUCCAGGACAAUGCGUCGAAAAGCAGCUUUCUCUGGCUCUGAGGCUGAUGAACAAGAUUUUGAUUCAGAUAAUGAGCUCCCAGUUCAUCCCAACUGGAAAUCAAGUCAUGUUGCUGAUUCCAGACAAAGGAGUAAGGGCACGACAAGUUUCGUUGCAGAUCAAGAUUAUGGGUUCAGUUCCGACACUGAUGACUUUGUAGAUGAAGAUUUUAGAUCCAAGAAAAACAAGGGAAAUAAACAGGUUUCUAGUAGCCACGAUUCUAGGAAGAGACAAAUUCCUGUCAGUAGUGAUGAGUCCUUUUCUGGUCUGGAUUCUGACGAGGAAGAUCUACCUUCCCCUAGAGAUAAAAGAGGAAGCAUUUCAAAGGGUCGUGGCAAUAUUAAGUUUUCUGGGGACUCACGAUUUGGAUCUAAUGGUAUGUCAGGUGGCAGAAGGAAGCCGCCGGAUGAUGAUUUUGAUAGAUCAUCACAAGGGUCACGUGGCAAUAGUCGAGGAUUUCAAAGGGUUGAUGACUAUGGUGGACGUAGAAUGAAUAACAGCAAGGGUAGUGAUUUUAAUAGAUCAUCAAAAAAGCCUCAUGGUAGUAAUAGAGGAUUUCAAAAGGAUGAGCAUGGUGGCCGUAGAACAAAUGAUAGAGGUGGUCAUUGGCGGCGUGGAGGGUUUAAUGGUUCUGAUAACCGGUCAGAUGUGGACAGGGAUUUUGAUGAUGAUAGACCCAGAAGGCAGCGCAUAAAUGUACGAUGAGUAUCAGCUGAUUCAAUUUGGUUUCUGGUGGGCAGAGCUGAGCAUCAAGUAGUUGGUUCAACUGAACUUUGAUUUUUUUUGUUUUUAGAAUUAUGUUGUAUUAUAUAAAAAUUUUAAGAGGUUUUUAUAAAUUGAUACCAUUAAAAUUAUUCAAAAAAA
Messenger RNA from Camellia sinensis, 2782 nucleotides. RefSeq names its product zinc finger (Ran-binding) family protein. Gene Ontology annotation, molecular function: mRNA binding. Gene Ontology annotation, cellular component: cytoplasm. The record is from RefSeq and is a predicted model, not a curated record. NCBI's taxonomy places the organism in Eukaryota, Viridiplantae, Streptophyta, Magnoliopsida, Ericales, Theaceae.